Messenger RNA from Medicago truncatula (barrel medic), 573 nucleotides. RefSeq names its product classical arabinogalactan protein 1. The coding region runs from base 1 to 573 and encodes 190 amino acids. The record is from RefSeq and is a predicted model, not a curated record. NCBI's taxonomy places the organism in Eukaryota, Viridiplantae, Streptophyta, Magnoliopsida, Fabales, Fabaceae. The transcript has a single exon.
AUGGCUUCUUCUCACUCGGCUGUGUUGAUGCUUUUCGUUGCACUGUUUCUGAGUUCCGCUGUUGCUCGAUCACCACCAUCAUCCCCCCAGUCUUCUCCGUUUCCAUCACCUGCUAUUUCUCCCUCCGCUGACUCACCAGUGGCGUCUUCUCCGGUACCUCUGAAUAGUGCUCCCUCUCCUUCACCGUCUGCUUUCUCUGGUUCUCCUGCUGUCGCUCCAUCCUGGAUCUCUACCCCUCCAUCUCAAGGACCAUCGCCUACUAUUUCUCCUCCUGCUGCUGCUCCUGCUGUGACUCCAUGGUCGAUCUCUACUCCUCCAUCUCAAGGACCAUCGCCUGCGAUUUCUCCCAUACCUGUGAAGAGCAGUCCUUCUCCUUCACCGUCUGCCAUCAACUCUCCAUCAUCUCCUCCUCAAGCUUUCCCCGCAGCCACUCCUGCAAUUACUCCAUCGGCGAUCUCUACCCCUCCAUCUAAAGCACCAUCAACGUCCACAAACGCCGCCGCCGCGUUGAACAGAUUUACAGUUGCCGGAUCUACUGCUGUCGUGGUUUUUGUUGCUGCUUUGAUGAUGUAG